This is a messenger RNA of Phascolarctos cinereus (koala), 3228 nucleotides long. It is a transcript of the gene NUDT4, whose product is annotated as nudix hydrolase 4. Gene Ontology annotation, cellular component: cytoplasm; nucleus. Gene Ontology annotation, biological process: adenosine 5'-(hexahydrogen pentaphosphate) catabolic process; diphosphoinositol polyphosphate metabolic process; diadenosine pentaphosphate catabolic process. Lineage: Eukaryota; Metazoa; Chordata; Mammalia; Diprotodontia; Phascolarctidae. Gene Ontology annotation, molecular function: diphosphoinositol-polyphosphate diphosphatase activity; bis(5'-adenosyl)-pentaphosphatase activity; bis(5'-adenosyl)-hexaphosphatase activity. The record is from RefSeq and is a predicted model, not a curated record.
CCGCAGUGCCAGCGCCGCCGCCGCCGCCGCCGCGAGGGAGGAGCCGCGGCGCGAGCUGCCAACCGUCCGCGGUGGUCACGAGGCGCCUGACUCGAGUGCCUGGAGGCGGCGAGCGGCGAGCGUCGGACGGCCGGUGGGACGGAGAGACGAGGCGGCCGGCGGGCGGGCUCCAUGGCGAGGCGCGGCUUCUCCGGCAGCAGCGGCGCAGCCUCCCCGGCCCGCGGGCUCUAGUGCCUCCGGAGCAGCCUCUCGCUCGCUCGUCCCCUCGGCCCCGGCCUCGGCUCCGGCCCUCGGACGCUCGCUCCUUCCCCCCUCUUCCCUCCAUCUCUUCCUUCCUCCCUCCUCCCUCUUUCCCUCGCAUCCUUCCCCGCGCCUUCGGACGGGUUGGCGGCGGCCGAGCCCCGGCGGGAGGAGAAGGAGGAGGAAUCCGCCUCUAUGAUGAAGUUCAAGCCGAACCAGACGAGGACCUACGACCGCGAGGGCUUCAAGAAGCGGGCGGCCUGCCUGUGCUUCCGCAGCGAGCAGGAGGACGAGGUGCUGUUGGUGAGUAGCAGUCGGUAUCCAGAUCAAUGGAUUGUUCCUGGUGGAGGAAUGGAGCCUGAGGAAGAGCCAGGUGGAGCUGCAGUAAGAGAAGUAUACGAGGAGGCUGGUGUCAGAGGAAAAUUAGGCAGACUUCUGGGGAUAUUUGAGCAGAAUCAAGACCGUAAGCAUCGCACUUAUGUUUAUGUUCUUACUGUCACUGAAAUAUUGGAAGACUGGGAGGAUUCUGUUAACAUAGGGAGGAAGAGAGAGUGGUUUAAGGUUGAAGAUGCCAUUAAAGUUCUUCAGUGUCAUAAACCUGUGCAUGCCGAGUAUUUGGAAAAACUGAAGUUGGGCUGCUCCCCAACCAAUGGAAAUUCCGUGGUUCCCGCCCUUCCAGACAACAAUUCUUUGUAUGUGACUUCUGCACAGACUUCAGGGUUGCCAUCUUCUGUAAGAUAAACAUCUAGGUGACCAUACACAGUUUCACAGGGAGAAGGCUUCUGUGUUUGAUCCACAUGUUUAAACUGUCUGAAUUGUCAUACCCUAUGUCUUCAGGCAGUUCUCUUAUUUUCACAUGCUUUCUUUGAAGUAUUUCCCUUUUUCUUUAACAGUGGAAAGAUAUCUCAGUAAACCAAAGCCAUAUGGAUUUUUUUUUAAGAUGCCUUACCUGUGUGCCCUCUCCCUUCCCCCACAUAGGCUUUGAUUUUUGUUUUCAGACUGCUCUGCACUCUGCUUCUCACACCAGCUUACCUGGUGUGGCUGUCUGGAGGUUUUGCUUUUUUCUUAAAGGAAGUCAAGGGGAGAGAUUAGGUACUUUUCCUGAAGUCCUGACCCGUUGCAAGCAAGCCUUCUGUAGGGGUCUUUUUAGUUUUCAGAGCCAUUUCAAAAGGUCAGAAUCUUUAGUGCCGCUUGGUUUCAGAUACAUUGUAGCCCUCAUGAUUUCUUGGGAUUUAGAGAGAAUAGAUGUGUAUUAAGCACCAUUUCUCUACUAUUAGAGGAUAUUGUUUUCUAUACAUGUGGUAUCUUUUCCCUCAAUGUUUAAACACAGAAGUGUUUUUCCAGUGCUGAGUAUGGAUGACAUUUCAGGAUGAGAUGCCACUAUCAUAAUACAUACACCUUGGAAAUAUACAAAAUGGCUCAUGAAAAACAGCAUUAAGAUUUACCUCCAGCCUGCCUUUGUUUUAUCAUCCUUUUGUGCAGAAUGACCUAGGAAAAGCAUAAGUUAUUAGUCGUUUUCACCAUGGACUGCCUUUUUAGUUGGUUUGUUUCAUUAAUCCACUGCUCCAAAUAGCACACAGGCAUCAAAUCGAGCUCAACAACAUGCAGUUUCUGCCAUUCCUUUUAGUCCCUGGGAGCCUCUUCGUUUUCUUUCCUGGCAAACAGCCAGCAGAAUUUAAAAUAUCCAGGUAUAUGAUGGGGAGCUUACCUGGUUUUAGAACCAUUUAAAUGUUCUACAAAACCCUCAAAUUUCACUCCCAGUGAAAACUCAGGAGUGAGACACUUCCACAUCUCAUUUGGAAAAAGAUUGUGACUGAGGUUUUUAAGUUCUUUUCACUCUUAAAGUUUCUAAGACACCUAAAACCAAGAAUCCCAUCUAAAAUGCAGAUACCUCUUCCUUAAUCAGGUCAGAACUGAGGUUUAAGUGUAAAAACCUUUAGCAUUUUGAAGAGAUGUGGAGUUAAAAAUCAUUCUAUAAACAUUUGUAAAUAUUCUAAAUGGUAAAUAGUUAGUGUAAAGUGGAACGUACAUGUAAUUUAAACACUUUGUUAUUCAGUACACAAAUCGUUAACCUACUUUUAAAACACAAUUGUGUAAAAUGCUGCUAUAAAUGAAAAUUGAGUGCUGUUACACUUUUAGGAAUUAUUGGUGCCACAGUUUGAAAUGAGAUAUUGUGCCAUUCAAACACACCAGAUCUUAAGUACAAGUUCUAACUCACAUGAAAAUAGGUUUUGGAAACAUAUUACUACUAACCAAAAGAAAUGAAGAAAGUAGAAAAUGAACAUUUGGAGAAUUUCCUAUUCUAAAUUAUGUAACUUGAUUGAGAAAUGUUAUUUCUCCUUGUACAGGAAGUUAAACAUCAUCUUUUUAAAAAAAAAAAAACAUUCUGGGCAAACUCUUUCAGUCCCACAUAAACUGACUUAGAAAAAUCUCAUGGGCUAGAUGUUUCUCAGACUAACUUAGUCAUUUGAGAAGUUUCUUUGAAUAGCGAACAGCCAAAAGAAACUGGAUUUUUGUUUUAUGGACUCAAUGUUUGUACAUAAAACUACUCCCACUUAACAUUGUAACACUGGGGAUUUAAAAAAAAACUUGUACAUGGUAUUCUUAGAGGUAAAUAAUGCAUGAUCUUAUUUUGUAACUCAAACUACGUAUUGGAUAAAAAUGUAAAAAUGUACAGUAUUGAUGUUAACCAACUCCUAAGAGUUGUUAGCCUAUAAAUAUUUUGUUGUAUAAUUUUUUGGUCAGAACAUUUGGGCUUAGUAGUGCCACAUCAGGAUUCCUUAGUGCCCUUCAGUGUACAGAUUUCUUUAGUCUCUAUGCAACUUGCAAAAUUCCCUUAAUUAGUUUUGAUUCCUAAUGCUUCUCUUUGUAUAAUUUAACAGAACAUUUCACAGUUGUCAUAUUUCAAAGUAAACAAUGUAUUGCCACAGGGUUGGCUUUUUGCUAAAUAGUUCAGACCAGUCUAACAGAAUUAUAUAUUUAAAACCC